AUGUUGGAACGGUGUUUGGGACCGCGUCGUGUGCGACAAAUCCAGAGAAUUCUCCGAAACGGAAAGAUCACACUGCUUUGCCUAUUCCUCACAGUCAUUGUCCUCAGGGGAAAUUUGGGUGCAGGAAAAUUCGGUACACCUGAGCAAGACAUCAACGAGAUCCGAGAGACCUUUUACUACUACCGUAAACGGGUGGAGCCACGACGAGUUCUCGAAGAAGCCCGACUAACAACCAUUUCUGCAGCUACAGACUCCACAUCGGAUUCGAACAAUUACGCUACAUUCGACAUCAAGAAGAUCUUGGUCGAUGAGGAACCAGACAAUGAAAAGCGAGAUCCAAACAAGCCCUACACUCUCGGACCCAAAAUCUCUGAUUGGGAUGAGCAAAGAGCUGAGUGGUUGAAGAACAACCCGAACUUUCCCAAUUUUAUUGGACCCAAUAAGCCUAGGGUGUUGUUGGUUACUGGGUCAUCGCCAAAACCGUGUGAGAACCCGGUGGGGGAUCAUUAUUUGUUGAAAUCGAUAAAGAAUAAGAUUGAUUAUUGUAGGUUACAUGGGGUUGAGAUUUUCUACAAUAUGGCUUUGCUUGAUGCGGAACUGGCUGGGUUCUGGGCCAAAUUGCCAUUGAUUAGGAAGCUUUUGUUGAUGCAUCCAGAGGUGGAGUUUCUGUGGUGGAUGGAUAGUGAUGCCAUGUUUACUGAUAUGGCGUUUGAGGUGCCGUGGGAGCGGUAUAAGGACCAUAAUUUUGUGAUGCAUGGGUGGAAGGAGAUGGUGUAUGAUCAGAAAAAUUGGAUUGGGUUGAAUACUGGAAGUUUUUUGCUUAGAAAUUGUCAGUGGUCUCUGGACAUUCUUGAUGCCUGGGCACCAAUGGGGCCAAAAGGGAAGAUUAGGGACGAUGCAGGGAAGAUAUUGACUAGGGAGCUUAAGGGUAGGCCAGUUUUCGAGGCGGAUGAUCAGUCUGCUAUGGUUUAUUUGUUGAUGAGUCAGAAGGACAAGUGGGGUGAUAAGGUGUAUCUUGAGAAUGCUUAUUAUUUGCACGGGUACUGGGGUAUUUUGGUGGACCGGUAUGAGGAGAUGAUUGAGAGUUACCAUCCAGGUCUUGGUGAUCAUCGGUGGCCUCUUGUGACUCACUUUGUGGGUUGCAAGCCUUGUGGGAAGUUUGGCGAUUAUCCGGUGGAGAGAUGCUUGAAGCAGAUGGAUAGGGCAUUUAAUUUUGGGGAUAACCAGAUUCUGCAGAUGUAUGGGUUCACUCAUAAGUCACUUGCUAGUCGGAGAGUCAAGAGAACGAGGAAUGAGACACGCAAUCCGCUUGAAGUCAAGGAUGAGCUUGGGUUGCUUCACCCUGCAUUCAAGGCUGUCAAGGUAUCUUCUUCUUGA
Messenger RNA from Ilex paraguariensis (yerba mate), 1377 nucleotides. The record is from the annotation of a GenBank genome assembly. Lineage: Eukaryota; Viridiplantae; Streptophyta; Magnoliopsida; Aquifoliales; Aquifoliaceae.